Molecule: messenger RNA, 1769 nt
Organism: Microcebus murinus (gray mouse lemur)
Lineage: Eukaryota; Metazoa; Chordata; Mammalia; Primates; Cheirogaleidae
Gene: DUS1L
Product: dihydrouridine synthase 1 like
Biological process (GO): tRNA processing
Molecular function (GO): flavin adenine dinucleotide binding; tRNA dihydrouridine synthase activity
Source: RefSeq, a predicted model, not a curated record
ACGCGGGGGCGGCGGGGCCCAGCGCCCCGGCCCCAGCCGGCCCCACCCGAGCCAGUGCCACGCGCGGCGCGGAUACGCGGGGACCCUCUCAGUGCGGAGACGAUGGCCAAGCUGCAGGGCUUCGAGUUCUGGAGCCGCACCCUGGGGGGAGCCCGCCACGUGGUGGCUCCCAUGGUGGACCAAAGCGAGCUGGCCUGGAGGCUGCUGAGCCGCCGCCACGGGGCACAGCUGUGCUACACCCCCAUGCUGCAUGCCCAGGUCUUCGUCCGCGACGCAAACUACCGGAAGGAAAACCUCUACUGCGAAGUGUGCCCGGAGGACCGGCCCCUCAUUGUGCAGUUCUGUGCCAAUGACCCAGAGGUGUUUGUCCAGGCGGCUCUCCUGGCACAGGAUCACUGCGACGCCAUCGACCUGAACUUGGGCUGUCCACAGAUGAUAGCCAAGAGAGGUCACUAUGGUGCCUUCCUGCAGGAAGAGUGGGACCUGCUCCAAAGAAUGAUUCUGCUGGCCCAUGAGAAACUCUCUGUUCCUGUCACGUGCAAGAUCCGUGUCUUCCCAGAGAUUGAGAAGACGGUGCGGUACGCCCAGAUGCUGGAGAAGGCCGGCUGCCAGUUGCUGACCGUGCACGGACGCACCAAGGAGCAGAGGGGGCCCCUGUCAGGCGCAGCGUCCUGGGAACACAUCAAGGCUGUGCGGAAGGCUGUGGCCAUCCCUGUGUUUGCCAACGGGAACAUCCAGUGCCUGCAGGACGUGGAGCGGUGCCUGCGGGACACGGGCGUGCAGGGGGUCAUGAGUGCAGAGGGCAACCUGCACAACCCCGCCCUGUUCGAGGGCCGGAGCCCUGCAGUGUGGGAGCUGGUGGAGGAGUACCUGGACCUCGUGCGCCAGCACCCCUGCCCACUGUCCUACGUCCGGGCCCACCUCUUCAAGCUGUGGCACCACACGCUGCAGGUGCACCAGCAGCUUCGAGAGGAGCUCGCCAAAGUGAAGACCCUGGAGGGCAUCGCUGCUGUGAGCCAGGAGCUGAAGCUGCGCUGCCAGGAGGAGAUGUCUAGGCAGCAGGGAGAGAAGCCCACCAGUGACCUGCCGUUCUUCCACUGGAUCUGCCAGCCCUACGUCCGGCCAGGGCCCCGGGAGGGGAGCAGGAACUCGGGGGCUUGCAGUAAACGGGCCCUGGAGGAGGAGGAGGGCAGCUCAGAGGUCCUGUCCAAGAAUAAGCAGAAGAAGCAGCUGAGGAACCCCCACAAGACCUUCGACCCAUCUCUGAAGCCAAAAUAUGCAAAGUGUGACCAGUGUGGAAACCCAAAAGGCAACAGGUGUGUGUUCAAUCUGUGUCGUGGCUGCUGUAAGAAGCGGGCCUUUAAAGAGACUGCGGAUUGCCCAGGUCACGGAUUGCUUUUUAAAACCAAACUGGAGAAGUCUCUGGCCUGCAAAGGGGCCCAGCUUGGGCUGCAGGAGCCUCAGCAGGCUGGGCCUGGGGCACCAGGUGGCUUCUCUGAAGUUGUGGGCAGUGCGCUGGCCUGAGGGCCAGUAGGACCUGCCCCCACCCCGGGACUGCUGCUGGAGCCUGGACACGUCCUACUUAAGGAAACGCCUUUUUCUCAGGGAAUCUCCUGCUAUUUAACAUGGAAGGACGUGCCAAUGUCCUCCUCUUGGCCCACACUGGGGCCUGGAAAUGCUGCAGCUGGGAGCAGGCCUCAGGCUGGACCUGCCCUGUCCUCACAACUCUGUGUUCUAAAAAGUGAACAAUAAAUCAUUUCAAAGGUGCA